UGUCGACUACUCUGGCCUGAGUGCGCUUUACGCGCGAUGCUGCGUUAGUGGAUUAACGCGCCUAAAAAGAUGGCCCCCUCGGAGCGAGCGGAGCAGCAGGCUCAGACUGGCCCUUUACAAAGGAAGGAGGAGGCUGAAUCCCCCAGAGAACAAUUGAUUUCAACAGCAGUGAAGUUUUUGCAAAACCAAAAAGUUCGUCAGAGCCCUGUUGCCACUAGGAAAGCAUUUCUAAAGAAAAAAGGUCUAACUGAUGAAGAGGUAGAGUUGGCACUUCAUCGUUCAGGAACAACUGCAGAUGAAGUACAUGGCUUGGCUUCAUCCAGCCAACAGCACCUACUCCACCCUCCUCAUGUGGCGCCAUUACAAUACAGUCCCCGGGAAUCUCGAUGGCGCAGCUAUGGUGCCUUAGCAAUUCUAAUGGCUGGAAUGGCCUUUGGAUUUCACCACCUUUACAAAAAAUACAUCCUUCCUCUCAUUAUGAGCAGCAGAGAGGACAAGAAACAUCUGCACAGGAUUGAGACCAACAUCUCUGAGAUGAGUGGCACCCUGACACAGACAGUAACACAGCUCCAGAUGACAUUGGCUUCAGUGCAAGAGCUUCUAAUUCAGCAGCAGCAGAAAAUCCAAGAGCUGUCUCAGGAGCUGGCAGCUUCCGAGCAGACCGCAUCAGCAACAAAUCGUAUGUUAGAAAGCCAGAGCAUCAGUGAACUGAAAGCAGAGAUUGUGUCACUGAAGGGGCUUCUAUUGAGCAGGAGGCAGUUCCCUUCUUCUCCUUCAACGUCGAAGAUCCCUUCUUGGCAAAUCCCGCUCAAGCCGGCCAGUCUGAUCAACUCACCAUCUGCCAAUCACAACAGCAGUAGCGACAUCUCGCCUGUCAGCAAUGAGUCCUCAUCCUCAUCCCCUGUCAAAGAAAAUCACAGCCCAGAAGGGUCAAAGGGAAGCACACAUGCCCUGAACAGCGACCUUGGUGUGGACGUCAACCUCAACCUGGACGUCAAGGACCAAGUGAGAAUGGAAGUGCAAGGGGAGGAGGAGAAAAAGGAUAAUGAUGAUGAAGAGGAGGAUGAAGAUGAUGAUGUAAGUCACGUGGAUGAAGAGGAGUGCCUCACGGUGCAGACAGAGGACCGACGGGGGGGUGAUGGACAAAUAAACGAACAGGUGGACAAACUGAGACGCCCAGAAGGGGCAAGCAAUGAGAAUGAGGUUGACUAGCCCACGCUUAUGACUGUUUUUGUGGUUUUUUUUCUUGUUUUUUUUUAUGUAGGGGUUUCGAUUUGCCUUUUUCUUCUCCCUCUCCCUCCACACAAAUUCACUGUGCUGUAAUAAUGAUAGCACAGCUCUCCAUGUAGCACUUGUGGUGCACAUAGCUCGGCUGACUACCUCCUGUGCGAAUGGAGAAGUGAGCAGAGCAUGUGAGAGGUGUGGCAGCAGGACCCCAUCUUGUGCCCUGCUGCAGCCGUCCACGGAAGGGGUGGAGGGGAACCAAAAAUGUCAGCUGUUAACUGGCAGCGCCAGGCUGCAACGUUCUACUCAGUUGUGCCACAGCACACCACUAGUAGAACUUUCAUUUAGUAAAUAUGAUUAACGGGGCAAUAGAGUUAAAAAUGAAAUUCACACUUCAAGAAUGUUGUUCAGCAACUGUAGAAAAGACCAAGGAAUAUUUGAUUAAUGAAAUGUUUGGCUAAACAUUUGGCACACCAAAUUCAAGUAAAUGCUAUGAAGUUCCUUUCGGUUAGUUUAAUCCCGCUGUCACCUGAGAUGUUGGUGUUCACGCAGCCAAGCAAAGUAGCAGGUUGCAUAUAGUGACUUAAAGUGCCGGUGGAAGGGCUUAUAACCCCCUCCAUUGUGGUGGGGUGGGCACAAGUCAUUCGUGUGUGUGGGAAUAUUUUUAAAUAUUGGGUACCCACACUGCUGAACAUGUGCACUUCACCUCCAUUCACAGAUAUGCUGUUCAGCUUUUAUGAUUAUUUGCAACCUGGUGGAUUUUCCUUGUGGAGCCCAAGGGAAUAUGGGAGCAUGGCUCUGAAAGAGACCCUCUAGUAGUGCACUUGUGCAGUAGUCAUGCAGAGGUCUAGCACCCCUUACGGGGGCAAUCAUCAGCCACUUUCCCACUGCCAUGUCAUUUUUUUAUUUUUUUUUUAACCACCAUGCUGUGCAGCCGUCACAGGAUUUUCUGUUCCGCUACUGAAGUGAGGGGGAAUUUGAAAAAAACAAAGAAAGAAACGGGCAUCUUUAGUUUCUUUCUCCUGUUUGGUUUUUAUGGCCUGGUCAAUAAUUCAGGAUCUAACCUGGAAGACACCUCAAAGAAGCCAAAAAAAAAAAAGGGACGCUGCUAAGUCGUAACACUUUGUCCUGAUUUGUCACCAGUGCAUGUUGGGGACAGCCAGAUCCUCGCCCACCUUCUUAAUCAAAGCACACAUCCUGUUAGCUGCCGGUGUCGUGAUUCUGUACAAGUGUCGGACAUCAAACUCGUGUACAUAAUUGGAAUAAAUCUGCUUUAACAUGA
Molecule: messenger RNA, 2506 nt
Organism: Polypterus senegalus (gray bichir)
Lineage: Eukaryota; Metazoa; Chordata; Cladistia; Polypteriformes; Polypteridae
Gene: pex14
Product: peroxisomal biogenesis factor 14
Exons: 9
Coding region: 70-1212 (380 amino acids)
Biological process (GO): protein import into peroxisome matrix, docking
Cellular component (GO): peroxisomal membrane; peroxisomal importomer complex
Molecular function (GO): signaling receptor binding
Source: RefSeq, a predicted model, not a curated record